AUGCCCCGCUUAAUCCAAGCACUCUUCACUCUCUCAUAUUGCAGGGGCGUGACGCGGAAGGCCCCACCCCCGCACAGCCGCACCGUCGCCAAGCCGCACCUGCAAGCCGCACCCAACCCAGCCGCGCGGGGCAUGGAGGCCCGGCCGGAUAUUGAAAUGGGGGAUUCCCCUCCCUCUUCCUCUCCUUCCCCAAUACAACCAAUUCGCCAGGAAGACCCUCCGAAUCAGCCAAUUCAGCCGAAUAAGCCAAAUAAGCCUAUCCAGCCGAAUAAGCCCACCUCACCAAACCUUCAGUCAAGCCGCCAUUCCAGCCACCAGUCAAGCCGCUUACCUAGCCACCCGACGGCCAGGAAGCUCCCAGACCCACCCAAGCAGUCGAAAUCGACUAAUCAGUUCCUCGAAGUAACGGCCUUCAAUAGACUUGUGGCUGGCCUUGAGGCCCUAGCUUCCGAAAAUCAGGCCCAAGCUAAAUUCCUAGCCCAGGAGAUCCAACAGGCUUACCGACUGGCCUGUUUGCAGGCUGCACAGCUACCCCGGAGACCCACUGCCCCGCCUACUACCCCACCCCUCGACCUACCUAGCCUUCGCAAGGUAGUGGCUGAGGAGUCCCCUACCACUGAAAGGGACUUCUCAGACUGAAGGUUCUCAACAACGGGGUGAGGUUCGGUAGAGCCAGAGGGUCUACAACAAUUGACACAAGCAAGUGUUCACACAGUAGUAAAGACAACUGCUU
Canariomyces notabilis is the source of this 733-nucleotide messenger RNA. RefSeq lists its product as uncharacterized. The record is from RefSeq and is a predicted model, not a curated record. The transcript has 4 exons. Bases 1 to 639 code for a protein of 212 amino acids. Lineage: Eukaryota; Fungi; Ascomycota; Sordariomycetes; Sordariales; Chaetomiaceae.